Messenger RNA from Truncatella angustata, 1840 nucleotides. RefSeq lists its product as uncharacterized. Gene Ontology annotation, biological process: mitotic recombination; DNA recombinase assembly; double-strand break repair via homologous recombination. The record is from RefSeq and is a predicted model, not a curated record. Gene Ontology annotation, cellular component: nucleus. Lineage: Eukaryota; Fungi; Ascomycota; Sordariomycetes; Amphisphaeriales; Sporocadaceae. Bases 191 to 1789 code for a protein of 532 amino acids. The transcript has 3 exons.
GAAAGACGCGCCGCCUAGACUAGAUUGUGUUUUGUCAUACCCAGUAGGCAGAAGCCGCCUCCCGAGUAUCAUCAACGACGAUCGGAUUUUCUUGAUUUUGUUUGCGUGUAGCUCUUCUUUCCACGCCGACUGGUGUUUCUAUUCUUACCGAACCUUUCCAUGCUCCAUACUUGAUUGAUCAUUUGUCGCAAUGCCUGUUCCAGGCGAUCAGCACAACGUGGUGGCCAAUCCAUUCGAAGAGGCCAAGCCGCGUAUUUCAGAGUAUACCGCCGCCGAGAUUGCGACUCUGCAGUCGCGCUUGGAAAAGCAGCUGGGCCCAGAAUACAUAUCGGCCAGAAGCGGUCCAUCCGGUCAGAAAGUUCAUUACAUCGCCGCCGAAAAGUGCAUCGCUCUGGCCAACGACGUCUUUGGCUUCAACGGAUGGUCCUCGAGUAUCCAGAACAUCCAAGUCGACUUCGUCGAUGAGCAUCCCCAGACUCUCAAGAUAUCGUUGGGGUUGUCCGUUAUUGUUCGAGUCACACUCCGAGAUGGUACAUUCCAUGAGGAUAUCGGCUACGGCCACAUUGAGAAUUGCAAAGGCAAGGCUGCCGCUUUUGAGAAGGCCAAGAAAGAGGGAACAACGGAUGGAUUGAAGCGAGCUUUGAGAAAUUUUGGGAAUGUCCUGGGCAAUUGCAUUUACGACAAGGACUACCUAGCCAAGGUCACCAAGAUGAAGGUGGCCCCUACCAAAUUCCAUGAGGUCGAUUUACACCGACAUGCAGAUUAUGCCCCGAAAGAGCCCCAAAUCAAGUCAGAGACCCACGCUGGACGCGCAAAGAAUGCUCCGACCUCCAUGGUGCACAAUGAUACCAUCGACUCACUAGAUGAUGACUUUGGAGACUUUGAUAUGGCGGAUUUCGGCGUCACUGAAGAAGGAAACCCUGACGAGGUGGUUUUGCCUGGAUCCCAUAGCCUAGGCGCGAAGGCAGGCAACAAGCCUCAGACCAUGUCGUCAGGUUCGGGCAGUGACCCGAAUAGAACCAUCACGGGUAACACCGCCGGCCUUUCCAGGCCCAUGCAGCCACCUCCCAGAGCUCCUAUGACCAGAAGUAGUUCCAGUGGUCAACCAGGUCCUAGGCCACAGCCUCACACACCGCAGGCUGCGAAUCGACCUGGAGCACCGAACCAAAGCCGACCUCAACCCCAGCAACAUGGCAAACCAAAUGGUCCUGCGCCUGCUCAGCUGUCAGCAGCACAAGCCGCGGCCAACGGACGGACUAGUACUCCGCCCCCAGCGAAUGGUAAUGAUCAGAUUCCCGAUGGCCCAGUUGCCUUCUUUUCCGCUCGCUCGGUGAAGGCUCUACCUGAGGGGGCGCCACCCGGUUCACAGACCCUUCCUCCUAAUGGUGGUAAAUUGUUUGAUCCUAAGCUUGAGAGUCCUUCGAUCCGCAAAACGCCAGGUAUCGAUCAUAAUUCUACGAAGCCGGUAAGCAAGGAGAAGAAGCAUGUGGAGGGGAUCAAGCAUGACGACGAGCCGGCUACAUUGCCUGCUGGAGGUUUCAGUAAUGCAAACACUCCCAGUCGGCCACCCCCGGGUAAUGUAAUCAACCCUUCACUCAAUCAGGCACGAAUGAUAGGAGCACCUGGCAGUCAUAGUCCCAUGGGCAACAGGGGCGCCUAUAAACCGCCAACUAUGAUGAAACGGCCGGCAGAUGGAGGCGCACGGCCGCCGUUGAACGAAGUAACCACCAAUAGCAACGUCGGGUCUGCUACCUCUGGUGCGGAUGCAAAAAGGCAGAAAGUCGGCUGAGCGUGCAGUGGGCGAGCAUGACGGCAAAGGUCGUUUAUUUUUAUUCUAGGU